UGUUACUCUCAUGUUCUGCUCAUGCUAUCCAUGUUGCCGUGUGCGUCCCUCGUGUACCCUCGUGAAUCUUCGUGCUAUCCUGUGUCAACCCUGUGCUGAUCAGAGUCAAACAACACUGGUGUCCAAACUGGAGGCCCUGCAGUGUCACUUCACCUGGGAUCUGGACACCAGCAGGUCCAAACUUUUCCGUUGCAGGGAAAGGUUUGAGGAUUUCUUCACCGAGGACAGACACAGCUGGCUGGGUCACAUUUACAAGCUGCGGGGGUUCAUUGAAUACAAGCUGGGGUUCACUGAAGAAGCCCAGAGUUUCUUCAACAAGGCUACAGAGGCCUUCCGUCAGAUGAGAAACGCAGAUGAGGGUCCCUGGUUAGUGGUGAAUUACGGAAACCUGGCUUGGCUGCACCACCACCUGGGAGACCCAGCAGAGAGUGAGGCUUACCUGACAAAGGUCGACACUCUGAUGAAAAAAUACCAAUCUCCAGCCCAGGAUGAGCUCCACCCAGAGAUCUACGCUGAAAAAGCCUGGACUUUCAUAAGGUUUAGCACAGAUAAAAUGCUGCUGGCUGCAGAUUACUUCCAGAGAGCCAUUAGGAUGCAGCCGGACAUGGUGGAGUGGCACACCUACCAUCCUGGUGCCCCUGGUAGGGUCUCCCAAGUCAAAUUGGUCUCAGGCAAGGGGCCGGACUAA
This is a messenger RNA of Cottoperca gobio, 688 nucleotides long. Its product is annotated as interferon-induced protein with tetratricopeptide repeats 5-like. Gene Ontology annotation, cellular component: cytosol. Gene Ontology annotation, molecular function: protein binding. The transcript has 3 exons. Lineage: Eukaryota; Metazoa; Chordata; Actinopteri; Perciformes; Bovichtidae. The record is from RefSeq and is a predicted model, not a curated record. Gene Ontology annotation, biological process: defense response to virus. The coding region runs from base 11 to 688 and encodes 225 amino acids.